Racocetra persica is the source of this 122-nucleotide messenger RNA. Lineage: Eukaryota; Fungi; Glomeromycota; Glomeromycetes; Diversisporales; Gigasporaceae. The record is from the annotation of a GenBank genome assembly.
AUCAAAAUAACUAAAGGUGAAGAAGAAGCUAAAAGUGUGUUUGAUUAUAGGUUUGCACAGGCUAUCAUUAAAUCUACAAAUUAUAAAGAUAAGUGUGUUGUUGUUAUUGAAUAUAGAAACAG